AUGAGGAUCACUCCAGGCUCUGCUGCAGGCGGACAUGUUCAAACCAAUGCAAGCCGAGGGGAGAGGAAUAAUUGGGUGGAUGAAAACACCUCCCAAGAAGAACUGGACCAGCCUCCGGCGCCCGGACAGAGCCUGCGCGUCUACUCCGACCUGCACGCCUUCUACUACUCGUGGUACGGAAGCCCACGGCGCGAGGGCCACUACAUCCACUGGGACCACGUCAUGGUGCCACACUGGGACCCCAAGAUCUCGGCCAGCUACCCCCGCGGCCGCCACAGCCCCCCGGACGACUUGGGCUCCAGCUUCUACCCUCAGCUGGGCCCCUACAGCUCCCGGGACCCCGACGUGUUGCGGGAACACAUGACCCAGCUCAAGGAAGCAGCCAUCGGCGUCCUGGUCCUCUCCUGGUACCCACCCGGCAUGGCUGAUGACAACGGGGAACCCUCAGAUGACCUGGUACCUGCCAUUCUAGACACCGCCCAUCAGCACAACAUCCAGGUGGCCUUCCACAUCCAACCUUACAAGGGCCGGGAUGACGUCACUGUACAUGACAACAUCAAAUACAUCAUUGACACGUAUGGCUCCCAUGGUGCAUUUUACCGCUAUAAGAACAGCAUGGGCAAAAGCCUCCCACUGUUUUACAUCUACGACUCAUACCUGACAACCCCUGAGGCCUGGGCACGCCUCCUGACACCAAAUGGGCCCCAUUCAAUCCGCAACACACCCUAUGAUGGAGUCUUCAUAGCGCUGCUGGUAGAGGAAGGCCACACCCAUGACAUCCUUGCUGCUGGAUUUGAUGGCAUGUACACCUACUUUGCCUCCAAUGGUUUCUCCUUUGGCUCCUCCCAUCAGAACUGGAAAGCUGUGAAGAACUUUUGUGAUGCCAACAAUCUCAUGUUCAUUCCCAGUGUGGGGCCUGGCUACAUUGACACUAGCAUCCGGCCCUGGAAUAACCACAAUACUCGGAACAGGGUCAAUGGCAAGUACUAUGAGACAGCGCUGCAGGCAGCCCUGACAGUGAGGCCAGAGAUUGUCUCCAUCACCUCUUUCAAUGAGUGGCAUGAGGGCACGCAGAUUGAGAAGGCCAUUCCCAAGAAGACGCCCACUCGCCUGUAUCUGGACUAUCUGCCUCAUCAGCCCAGCCUGUACCUGGAGCUGACCCGUCGCUGGGCAGAGCACUUCAUCAAGGAGAAGGAGCAGUGGCUGAUGUGAGGGGCCUGAGGCAGACGUCCAAGCCUUGCAGGAAGAUGUCACCUUGUAGGCUCAGCUGAGAGCACAAGCACUCACUGGCCCAAGUCAGCAGCUGGGUGCUUCUGGGUGGGUGGUCAUUAAGCCAGGGCACAUGUAGGAACAGAGCCUGUUGCUGUGACAAGUGUGCUGGGGCCCACUGCAGGGAUGCAAAGCAAGGUGGUGUUCCAGAGAGAAGGGUAGAGGCUGGCAGGUGACUGCAUGCAGCCUAGGGCAUCUCCACGUCCUCAGACGGCUUUGAUAUAAUCUCUUCUGGCUUUGAACUCUGCACCAGGUUGCUACUGUGUAGUGGAGUCAGGCAGUUACUGCUCUUGGAAAGCUUUACAGUGUUCUGAGCUAGCAUGCACCCUACUUCCUUCUGCCAGUCUGUGUCCCCUUGUGAGGCCUCCCUCACUGUGUCUUCUUGAAGAUUCCAACCAGUUGAGACUUUCUGAAAGGGAACUUACAGGUUUAAGUUCCUCCCAGCUGUCAGGAAAUAUUCCUGAGCAGUCACAUUCACUCAAUACUAACUGAGCACCUUAUUAUGUGCUUGGUGCUAGGAAAAUCUUGACCUAGGAAUGGCUCCCAUCCUCCCCAUGCUACAGGACCCAGUUUUCCUUAUUUGGUGUGGCCUUGUAGCUAAUGCCUGGCAGUUAUGUUUUCCAUUUUGGUGGUUUCACCCAUGUUAGUCCAGUACCUUUUCCUCUGAGAAAAUACCUCUGCUCCAGAGCCUACUUAUCCUGAUGAGUAUCCCACCCUGGGAGAGAACGAGGACAUUUCCCUUCAGCUGUCUGAACUGAAUGCCACUCUGAGGACUACUGUGGUCACACGGAGUGCUUUCCUCAAGUACACAUUCCUUUUGCUCUAAGACCCCGUGAAUUCUGACCUCAGUCAGAUUUUGACAUGUGGCCUGGGCUGGCUAUAGUUUUAGCACAAUGAAGAGUGGCUCUGCUUGAGAAAUUACUAGUUUAAAUUAAGAUUUUUAGAGGGAAUAAUUAACAAGCUUAUUUACAAACUAAUAUGCUAAUUUCAGGGACGCUCGAUAAAGUAGGCCCUGGAACACCUUGGCAAGAGUCUUAGGAUAUACUUGAAAUAAUGUGCACUGGAAAUCACUGUACUGAGAGGACAAUGGGUUCAAGACUGAAUCAUAAUUCUGGGAAAUGGGAUCCAGAGGAAAGUGGGGGGAAGCGAACCCCAUGUCAUCACAAGGACACCCAGCCCCAUUUUGGUUUCUGACACUAAACGCCACCAGAAAAAUGAACAAUGCUGGCUGUCAAGCUUGUGGCUUAGUUGAGGAAACCAAGGCAGGAAGGCAGGACAGUUGAUAGGCUGGAUGUUGGCAUGUAGUAGUUUUAUUUUGCACGGACAACUUGACAAAUAGGGCAAGGCCAGCAGGAAGGGCCAGCUAUCCUCACGCACUGCUGAUGGCAAAGAAACAUGAUUCAUUUCUCUUGAAGGUUAAUAUACAUCAAGAGCCAUAAAUGCGUAUGUAUACUUUGAUCUAAUAAUCUUACCCUAAGGAAACAAUUUAAAAAAGAAAACAAAUAAUAAACCAUUUACAAAUAAAUUUACUAGUAGCAUUUU
Fukomys damarensis (Damara mole-rat) is the source of this 2811-nucleotide messenger RNA. It is a transcript of the gene Maneal, whose product is annotated as mannosidase endo-alpha like. The record is from RefSeq and is a predicted model, not a curated record. NCBI's taxonomy places the organism in Eukaryota, Metazoa, Chordata, Mammalia, Rodentia, Bathyergidae. Gene Ontology annotation, molecular function: alpha-mannosidase activity. The transcript is spliced from 5 exons. The coding region runs from base 1 to 1212 and encodes 403 amino acids. Gene Ontology annotation, cellular component: Golgi apparatus.